Molecule: messenger RNA, 1896 nt
Organism: Hippocampus comes (tiger tail seahorse)
Lineage: Eukaryota; Metazoa; Chordata; Actinopteri; Syngnathiformes; Syngnathidae
Product: retinol dehydrogenase 14
Exons: 3
Coding region: 543-1487 (314 amino acids)
Source: RefSeq, a predicted model, not a curated record
ACAUCCCAAGCCAAAGUUUAAACUAUCAAUAAAGAUAAUUAUAAGAACAAAAUUAGGGGGAGAGCUGUCUACUUUUUUUUUUGCUAUUUCAAGGCGAGGUGAUUGUAUUUCGAGAGCAGAUUUCAUAGACAAGCCCACUUAACGUGUAUCACACAAGCAACGAUUCGGCAGCUUAAAGCAUUUACAAACAACAGUUAACGACAUUUGGGUGCAAGGUAGAGAAAACAGAAAUUGCUUCUGACAAUCGCUCAAGGAACCCGCACGUUAAGAGAAAACCUCAAAAACAGUUUCAAGAACUAGAAGCAGGUUUCUAAAACUCCUAAAAGAAAAUGAAUACAGAAUGAUUUGUUUAGAAGACCUUCAUCAAAGAUAUGGGGGGGGGGCAAACUUUUUCAACCUGGAUGGCCUCAAUCGGCCCCUUACUCCAAACGAAUCCGUGAAAUAAAUGUUGAAACUGCGCAUCAUUUUACGGCGGCUUAAACAUUUUUUUUUAAUGCGGCGCAGUGCUUUUGCUCAGGAUACCUGUGGUCCUGACAUACAGUAUGGAACGUGAAAGGAGUACCCUUGAGUUGAAUGAAAGCUUUUCGAAGCGUUUUGUUUUCAAGGAUGGAUUCGGGGUCGAAUUGAACCGAGGCGCGAUCCACCGGAGCCACCGUCCCGCUUCUGUUGUGUCUUCGGCAGGGGCCAGUUCGGGCGUCGGCAAGGAGACGGCCGUGGCGUUGGCCGCCAGGGGCGCCCGCGUGGUCGUCGCCUGCCGGGACGCGGGCAAGGCGGAGAAAGCGGUGCGGGAGAUCAAGUUGCGCAGCCGCAGCCUGGCGGUGGUCGGCAUGGAGCUGGACCUGGCCAGCCUGCGCUCGGUGCGCCGCUUCUGCGAGAACUUCUUGCGGCGGGAGGAGAGGCUCGACGUCCUGAUCAAUAACGCAGCCAUGCCCGGCGUCCUGGACUGGACGGAGGACGGCUUCAGCAUGUGCUUGGGCGUCAACCACCUGGGCCACUUCCUGCUCACCAACCUGCUGCUGGGCCGCCUGAAGGAGUGCGCCCCCAGCCGCGUGGUCACGCUCACCUGCUCCAGCUACAAGUACCAGAAGCUGGACUUGCACGACCUCAACUACAACCUGCUGCCCUUCUUCACCUACUGCCGCAGCAAGCUGGCCAACGUCUACUUCAGCCACGAGCUGGGCCGCCUGGCGCGAGGGAAGGGCGUCACCUCCUUCGCCGUGCACCCCGGCUUGGUGCGGAGCGAGUGGACGCGCCACUAUUCGUUGUUGUUCCGAGCCGCGAUGCGGGUCCUCGCGUGGAUGUUGUCCGCGUCCUGCGAGGCGGGCGCUCAGACGGUGGUCUACUGCGCCGUGUCGGACGAGGCGGCCCGUCUGGGGGGCGGCUACUUCGUGGACUGCCGGCCCGCCACCCUGCGACCCUUCGCCCGCGACGCCGGCGUGGCCAAGAAGCUGUGGGAGGCCAGCGAGAGGCUCGUCCAACCGCCGUGACAAUUUCUCCCGCUCCGACGUCAAAAGUUGCGGGCGGUUCGUCCGCUGACCGACCGCAAGUUCCGUUGGAGAGGCGGGAUCCAUUUUGGAUCGGAGUUGGCUCCGAUCAAUUCGUAUUUUCGGUCAAUCGGUGAAAUUGUCGUCCACUUGAGGAAAUCAAGGAAAAAUAUGUGUUGAAUGUCGUACUCUACUCAUAAAAUUGUUUUUAUUGUAUUUUUGGUGAUAAAAAUCACAUCUAUUUAAAGCGAGAGAGAUCCCCGUCUUGCAAAAGUGUCUUGAAAUUUUUAUAUCAUGAUUCCUAUGGGGUGGAAAUAUCUCCUCCGAAAUUUAUGCCAAAAUGCUUGUCGACACAAAAGUAAUGGGCUCCGCCUUGUGGUAACAGACGCGCCCCUCCACCCUGGAGUCGACU